Arachis ipaensis is the source of this 1210-nucleotide messenger RNA. Lineage: Eukaryota; Viridiplantae; Streptophyta; Magnoliopsida; Fabales; Fabaceae. The record is from RefSeq and is a predicted model, not a curated record.
CACAAACUAAAAUAAGAGAGUCAUCAUCUAUUAUCGUUUCUUUCUCUUUCCGUCUUGUUCUUCUUCGACCCACCUAACCAACAGUCCAACACACACACACACGAACACACCACUUGUGGUGGUGGUCGAACCAAACCGGCAAAAACCUAAGCUCCACCUUUUCCAUAUUUACCAUUUAGCCCCUCCCCUUCCCCUUCCCCUCCCACCAUGCUCUUCAAUUUCAAUGUUGCUGCGAGGAAAUACGGGGAAGCGGACAAAGUUUUGCUAUGUUCCAAUUCGUACCAGAUGUGCGGUUGAUACGCCCUACGGAGGUAACGUUCAAAAGUUCCCUCGGCGUAGCGUUUGGGAUCCUUACAAACGCCUUGGUAUUAGUCGAGAUGCAUCUGAAGAAGAGAUUUGGGGAUCAAGAAAUUUUCUGUUGCAGCAAUAUUCUGGACAUGAGGCCAGUGAAGAGUCAAUCGAGGCUGCUUUUGAAAAACUAUUGAUGGCUAGUUUCAAACAGAGGAAGAAAACAAAAAUCAACUUGAAAAGCAGGUUGAAGAAGAAAGUAGAGGAGUCUCCACCAUGGGUUAAGAACUUGCUCAAUUUUGUUGAGCUUCCACCAACUGAAGUCAUCCUCAGAAGAUUAUUUCUCUUCGCCUUCAUGGGUGCUUGGAGUAUUAUGAAUUCUGCUGAAACGGGACCUGCUUUUCAGGUCGCAAUCUCUUUGGCUGCUUGCAUAUAUUUUCUCAAUGAAAAGACAAAGAGCUUGGGUAGAGCCUGCAUUAUUGGGUUUGGGGCCCUAGUGGGCGGAUGGAUUUCUGGUUCAUUGGCGGUACCCAACAUUCCGUCUAUGUUGCUGCGCCCAACCUGGACACUCGAACUCUUAACAUCGUUAUUCGUUUACUUGUUCUUGUUCCUCGCCUGUACUUUCCUCAAGUGAAGUGGAGAUAAUUCUUACAAAGCUUCAGUCAGUGUCUUGCACUCUUUAAUGAGUUGCUAGGUGAUCAAAACUUGGGUUUCUGAGUGUGCUUAUCAAAGCAAGAGUUUGACUAGGCGGUUGUUAGCAUAGAUAUUUUUUAGACCUUGAUUCUUUGCUUAAAGUUCUGGUUAUGUUCUGGAAUCAUGUUUUGUUCUUUCUAUUAAUUUUGAGAGUAUAGUAAUAUCCGAAUCUGUUUAAUGAAUCCAAAAGUAACUUUUGUUGUUAAGACUUAAAAGAGGCUUUCUUUUA